AAUAACAAGAAAUACGAAAACUCUCUAAAGAAUAAAAAUACAUAACCGUCACUAGAUGUCUAUAGUUGUAUCUCAGAACCGGCUUCUCAAAUAAAUGUGUAAACUUGUUUACAAUUGAUAUUUAUAAUAAUUUAAAGUCCAAAAAAUGCCGGAUCAUAAACGAGUUAAUGGACCAGAGGUAACAAUACCUUAUCAACUUUUUUUUGAUGCUAAUAAUCAAACAAAAGAAAAUCCAGAAAAUUACUUAAAGCGGCGAGCUGAUGGAAGAGCGUUCAAUGAAACUAGAAAAAUGUUUGCUAAAACAGGAAUCGUAAGUCAAGCGAAAGGAUCAGCUUACAUUGAACUAGGAAAAACUAAAUUGGUCUGUUCAGUGUUUGAUCCACGUGAAAUACCAAAUAAAACCAGCUAUAGCCAACAAGGAAGUCUUUAUUGUGAAUUCAAAUAUGCACCUUUUUCCUGUGAGAAAAGAAGAAUACAUCAACAAGAUGCAGAAGAAAAAGAAUACAGUUUGAUAAUGCAAAGAUCUUUGGAACCUGCAGUUUGUCGGCACGAGUUUCCUAAUUUUCAAGUGGACAUUUACGUUCUAGUUUUAGAUAAUGGAGGUUCUUGUUUAGGAGCAGCUAUUACUGCUGCUAGUUUAGCUCUUGCUAACGCUAGUAUUUCAAUGUUUGGUCUUGUGACAGCUGUUACUGCAGGUGUAUUUGCGGACACGGUUUUCUUAGAUCCAACAAUUGAAGAAGAAUUACUGUGUAAUACAUUCCCUUCAGCUUCAUAUAAAUCAGAAAAUCAUGGAAUCAUAGUACAAGCUAGUUUACCUCAGCAUAGUCAAAUAUCAGAGUUAUAUUUUGUUGGAAAUAUUGAUUUCAAUUUAAUUAAAUCAACUAUGGACAUUUUAUUAUCAACAAGUAAUGAUUUAUGUUUGGUUAUGCAACAAUGUCUUGUUAAAUCUGUGAUAAAAACACUAAAAGAAAAAGAAAAAGAGAAGGAGGAUAAAUAACUAAUAUAAUCGAAUUAUUUUUGUACCUUAUAAGUUAUAUUAUAUCAACAAUGUGGAUAAUUUCAAUGAAUGUUCGAAAAUGAAUAUUUUUAUAUUGUAAUUAUUUUAUAAUCAGUCAUAAUAAACAUCAUAUUUUUAUUGUCUCAA
This is a messenger RNA of Chelonus insularis, 1144 nucleotides long. Its product is annotated as exosome complex component MTR3-like. Gene Ontology annotation, biological process: nuclear mRNA surveillance; poly(A)-dependent snoRNA 3'-end processing; U4 snRNA 3'-end processing. NCBI's taxonomy places the organism in Eukaryota, Metazoa, Arthropoda, Insecta, Hymenoptera, Braconidae. The record is from RefSeq and is a predicted model, not a curated record. Gene Ontology annotation, cellular component: cytoplasmic exosome (RNase complex); nuclear exosome (RNase complex); nucleolus. The transcript is spliced from 4 exons. Bases 146 to 997 code for a protein of 283 amino acids.